GGGAAAAAUUAGGUAUUAGAGAGAGAGAGAGAGAGAGAGAGAGAGAGCGCGCAUUAAAAAGUGCAAUGAAGGAGCCGAGACUCCGUCAAAUAAUAAAAUCCCAAACGCCUUCUCCCCGACCAACCAACCAGCCCUAGUUUUGCAGAGCCCCAAGCUCCCACCACCAGCUGCAGACUGCAGCUGCAGCAACGGCAUCGGCAUCAGCAUCUCGGAGGAAACGGUUCCGCUCGCUCCGGUGAGGAGCUACUGUCGUCGCGGUUAGUUGGAGGAGGAAGUUGUUUUGGUGAUUUGAUUGGAGGAUUUGUUUAGAUGGAGGGGAAUUCCAGCGGUGGCGGAGGAGGGGGAAACGACGUGGAGCUUCUGUGCAAGACGUUGCAGGUGGAGCACAAGCUGUUCUACUUCGAUCUCAAGGAGAAUCCUCGGGGCCGGUACCUCAAGAUCUCGGAGAAGACGUCAGCGACCAGGUCCACCAUCAUAGUCCCCUUCAAUGGUAUCUCCUGGUUCUUGGAUCUCUUCAAUUACUAUGUCAAUUCUGACGAGCACGACGUCUUCAGUAAGGAACUCCAGCUCGACACCAAGGUGUUUUACUUUGAUAUUGGUGAAAACCGGAGGGGCCGCUUUUUGAAGGUAUCUGAAGCUUCUGUUAGCAGAAACCGCAGCACUAUCAUUGUUCCUGCAGGAAGUGCCCGGGAAGAAGGGUGGGCAGCAUUCAGGAACAUCUUGGCCGAGAUAAAUGAAGCAUCGAGGGUUUUUCUCCUGCCUAAUCAGCAAAAUUCCGAAACCUCAGAGCGGCUUGUUGGACUAUCAGAUGAUGUGGGGGCUGGAUUCAUAUCCGGGCACAGCUCCCAACCUGUCCCAGCAGCUGAACUGAAUGUGGAGAGGUCAGUUGAUUUGCCGGCGUUGGAUGAAAUUGGUAACUUGGCAGUUUCGAAGGUGAUCAGGGCUGAUCAAAAGAGGUUCUUCUUUGAUCUUGGGAGCAAUAACAGGGGCCAUUUCCUCAGAAUUUCCGAGGUGGCAGGGUCUGACCGGUCGUCCAUAAUUCUGCCGCUGUCGGGGCUGAAACAGUUCCACGAAAUGGUGGGUCACUUCGUAGACAUCACCAAAGAUCGAAUUGAAGGAAUGGGGAGCGCAAAUGUUAGGACAGUGGAGCAUCCUCAAAGGUGAUAAUAAUGCGCGAACACUGGUGGGGGUUUGGAGGGGCUUUGGUGUGAUAAAAGUUGCAAGAAUAAAAGGCCCUUUUGAUCCAGACAGACAGAGACAUCGCCAUUUGCAUGCAUUAUUGCAUAUUGUGUUAGCUUUGGUUUUUUGUUUUCUUGUUUUUUUUUUUUUUUUUAAGUAAUUUAAUUUUAUUUUUCUGUUGUCAUUUUAGUUUGAUGAAAGGAAGAGGAUAUUUGGGAGUUAGUUGCUUGGUGUCAUGGGUUGAUUUGAAAGAAGGAAUAAAUGUGGGAAAUAAACAAAAAGGCAUGCUGUAAUUUGUCUCAGUAGCAGCUUUAGUACAUUAAAGGGUGGUGGAAUAUGCGUUGCAUUUUUCCAGUUGUAGCAUAAUUGCUAUUGCGGGAAAAUAAAACUAAUAAUGCAGCUUCUCUGGUAUAUUCAGGUU
Messenger RNA from Diospyros lotus (date-plum), 1600 nucleotides. Its product is annotated as transcription factor Pur-alpha 1. Bases 310 to 1164 code for a protein of 284 amino acids. The transcript is spliced from 5 exons. NCBI's taxonomy places the organism in Eukaryota, Viridiplantae, Streptophyta, Magnoliopsida, Ericales, Ebenaceae. Gene Ontology annotation, molecular function: DNA-binding transcription factor activity, RNA polymerase II-specific; purine-rich negative regulatory element binding; RNA polymerase II transcription regulatory region sequence-specific DNA binding. The record is from RefSeq and is a predicted model, not a curated record. Gene Ontology annotation, biological process: regulation of transcription by RNA polymerase II. Gene Ontology annotation, cellular component: nucleus.